UGGUAGAACAUGUGGGGAGGGCCACUCUAAAUCGGAUAAGUCUGUUCAGAGGAGGCCGGGUUUACAGAAAUCCGAGAAAAGAGGGAAGCUAGGGAAUGAGCUUUCUAGGUGGAGAAAAGAACCAACGGGAAGGGAUCUGAGGCAGGAAAUGGCGAAAAGGCCAUGUGCUUGGUGUAGAAAGGAAUGAACCAGAGCCAGAGUGGUCUGUGAUGGAGAAGUGGCAGGGCCUGAACAAGCAUAGCCUUUUAGCUCAAGGUGAGGGUUUGGCUGUUUUUUUAAAUGGAGGGUUUUAAGAAGGAGUGACCAGAUCUGAUUUACAUUUUUAGAAUAUCAUUCUUGGCCACUGGAUAGAGAAGGGUAGACAUAGUCAGACCUGCUAGGAGGCUGUUGCAGUAGGGCCAAGGGGGAGGUGACAGUAGUGUUGUAUUCACGGUGGAAAUGGAGAGAAUUAAAUUUGGAAUGUACUCUGAAAGUCGAGCUUGCAGGACUUGCUGCCAAAUUGGAUGUGAAGUGUAUGGGAAAGGAAGGAACCAAGGAUGACUCCGCAGAGAAAAUAGUUUGGAAGGCACUACUAUUCUUUUGAACAUACUAGUUUUGGUGCCCAGUGCCAGUGGCCACCCUGUUGGACAGCGAAGACACAGAAUAUUUCCAUCAUUGACGAACAUUCUGUUGGUCAUUGUCGGACUGGAGGAACUCGAAGAUGACAACGGCAACACGACAAGAAGUUCUUGGCCUCUACCGCAGAAUUUUCAGGCUUGUGAGGAAAUGGCAGGCUGCAUCAGGGCAGAUGGAAGACACCAUUAAAGAAAAACAGUACAUAUUAAAUGAAGCUAGAACACUGUUUCAGAAAAACAAAAAUGUCUCAGUCCAGCGGCUUACAGACACAAACCUGAUUAAACAGUGUAUAGAUGAGUGCACAGCCAGGAUUGAAAUUGGACUACAUUACCAGAUUCCUUAUCCAAGGCCAAUUCAUCUACCUCCUAUGGGCCUUACCCCACUACGAGGCCGGGGACUUCGAAGCCAGGAGAAAUUGAGGAAAUUUUCCAAACCAAUAUAUCUCAAGUCUCAUGAUGAGGUUUCCUAACUCAGAAAAAAAGGUUUUUUCUGAGAAUGAUGGGCCAACUAAGCCUUAAAUGUAAACCAGACAACAAAGCUCUUCUUGAUUAGCAGCAAAAAUCCAAAUAUCUUCUUA
Messenger RNA from Kogia breviceps (pygmy sperm whale), 1192 nucleotides. Lineage: Eukaryota; Metazoa; Chordata; Mammalia; Artiodactyla; Physeteridae. The record is from RefSeq and is a predicted model, not a curated record.